Sclerotinia sclerotiorum 1980 UF-70 is the source of this 1329-nucleotide messenger RNA. RefSeq lists its product as hypothetical. The transcript has 4 exons. The record is from RefSeq and is a predicted model, not a curated record. The coding region runs from base 1 to 1329 and encodes 442 amino acids. Lineage: Eukaryota; Fungi; Ascomycota; Leotiomycetes; Helotiales; Sclerotiniaceae.
AUGACGAGAGACUUAAGAAGAAGAGUACUGGAAAGUCAUAAGACUGUAUCCAAGAAAGCAGCAUCGAGAGUCGGUUCGAAAAAUGCAUCGGCUGUAAAUUCUCGAACACAAUCAAGAAAUGUUAGUCGCCACGGCUCGGAUGAGGAAGAUGGUACUUUGAGUGAUGAUGAUAGUACAACAUGGAGUGUUAACUCCAUUGAUGAUAUGCUCGACGCCCAAGAACCACAUGAAGCAUCUGCUACCUGGGACCAAGAAUUGAACGAUCGCAUGGAAGAAAUCAUAGACCGAAAACGGAGCAGUGAAGAGGGCAGAGAACGUACUUUGAUGGCAUACAAUCAUUAUUUAAUGGUUAGAUAUUGUUACGACGAAAUCGAAAGUAAAAUCGGAGAGUUAUACCCAGCUUUGUGUAAAAGUAUCAAGCCCGAAACUGGAGAAAAAGAAGCUUGUCUAGCUUUAAGAGCCGUUGGUCUCACAGUUAUUACAUGCCCUUCCGAAGAUGUUUACGAAGAUAUAUUUCGAACUCUAAAACAGGCCUACCAAAGAUCAGAACAUAUUACCGUCAAAGCAGCAGCUAUUCGAACAAUCGCUGCAUUAGCAACCUAUGGUGGCGCAUCUGAAACCGAAAUCGAAGAUUUAUUGGACGAGUUUUUAGAAAUUGUCGAGUCAGAUGGUAAUUCAGUGGAUGCUCCUGAUAGUGCUGAGGUUGUCACAGCAGCAUGUGAAGAAUGGGGUAGUUUGGCUACAUUUGUGGAUGAUUUGGAGGAAAGAUCCGAAGCAGCAAUGGAAGCAUUUGUCGAUCAAUUAGAAAGUUCGUCGACAUCAGUUCGAAUUGCCGCUGGAGAAAAUAUCGCCAUAAUCUAUGAAAAGAGUUAUACACCACGAGAAUCAGAUGAUCCAGAUGCUAGCGAGAAUGAAAAAGUAGACGAAUAUGGUUUCCCUUUGGAUGUCAGUCAAGUAAAACGCUACGAACCAUAUCGUCAAAAGAAUCAACUCGAACAUACACUCUCAGAAUUAGCAAAAGCGUCAUCGAAAUCUAUAUCCAAAAAGGAUCGAAAAACAUUACAUGCCACGUUUGGAGAUGUUCUCGCUACAAUCAAAUACCCAGUUCGAGGACCAAAAUAUUCCAAUGUUAUCGAUGAGGAUGGUCAUUUAUUAGGAUCUAGAAUGUUUGUUCGCAUUCAUAAAACUGGGGUUAUGAAGAUUGAUAAAUGGUGGAAAUUACACAGACUACAAGCUUUAAGAAGAGUUCUAGGUGGUGGUUUUAUGACCCAUUAUCAAAAUAACGAGGUUGUUUUACAAAGUUUACCUGCAUUAGUCACUAGAAACUAA